GGUGUCAUGUGACCUAACCCGGAAGUGGCUGGUGGAUGAGGCUGGAGAUUUGUUUCUCUGGAGGGGGGUGACGUCACCGGCUGUCUGAGAGAGAACAGAGGAGAGAGAAGGCAGCAGCAGCUGUGCUGGAGAAAAGAGACGGCCUGCAGCCCUGAGAAGGUGAGAAAUGGACAGCUCCUGAGCCGAGACAGCCUGCAUGUGCUGGAGGGGGGAGGCAGCAGGGACUGCAGAGGCCUGGUCAUCAUACACAAAGAGCAGGUUCACCUACUGCACCUCAUAGAAGGGACUGCAACACUGGCAUACUGACUGAGAUGACAACACGUCUAAUGGGGGUGAUGAGGAGCGUCGUUCUAAUACUGAGCUUAAUUUUCCACAGCCAUUGUCUGCAAUGAGAGACAAGACGGCCACCGAGGAAUCCUGAACACUCAUCCGGUAUUUUCAUGUCAAGAAGAGCCCGCCACCGAUGAUUCCCCCGUUCACCGGGACCCUGGAUCGCAGCCUGCCGGAGGGAUCGCAGAGCCGGACCAGCUAGCCAUGAGACUCUGGGUCCUGGAGCAUAAAGGGUGAAGGGCUCUGCCAUCCUCAACAACGUUUACUGUUUACAACCCUCUUUUGUUGGAGGACGUCGCUGGAGGAGUGGCUUCUGUACCUGCAAGUUGUGUGAAGGAUCUCCUCCUGCGUGGAUUGACUCAAGAUGGCUGUAUUCAGACAACUGGGCCUCCUGCUAUGGAAGAAUUACAUAUUACAGAAACGCCAGGUGCUUGUUACCGUGAUUGAAUUGGCUCUUCCACUGCUCUUUUCUGCCAUUCUUAUCGCCUUAAGGCAUAGGGUAGAGUCUGAGAAUUUCCCCAAUUCUACACAUUACGACCCUAUGCAGUUUCCUGAUCUACCCAACAUCUCUCACACGGGAUUCUGGGAGCUGGCGUAUGUUCCAUCCCACAGUGAUGCUGUCAGGGGCAUUGUAAUGCAGGUGGAGAAGAAACUAGGCACUGACAUUCGGGCCCGUGGAUUUCCCACAGAAGAUGACUUUGAGGAGUUUAUCAGACACGACAACCAGUCGGGCAAUGUUCUGGCUGCUUUGGUCUUCGAUCAUCCUUUUAACAACAGCUAUGACCCCUUACCUCUGCAGGUCCGAUAUAAAUUACGAUUCAAAUACAGCCCUCGGAAUGCUCCUGUUGCUGAGCAAACAGGCCUAAACCCAAACGUGGAUAGAAACUGGCACACAAGAUAUCUUUACCCACUCUUCCAGAUGCCAGGGCCACGUGAGCGAAAAGAUAAAACUGGUGGUAACCCAGGAUACCAAAGAGAAGGCUUUCUGGCUGUUCAGCACCAUGUAGAUCGAGCGAUAAUGUAUUACCAUGCCAAUGAAACGGGGCGGGCUCUGCUCAGGAACAUUGAUGUUGCCAUACAACGGUUCCCUUUCCCUCCCUUCGACAAUGACCUCUUCAUCCUGGCCAUCCAGAACCAGCUUCCGUUGCUGCUUAUGCUCAGCUUCACAUACACUUCUCUGAGCAUUGUUCGGGCCCUUGUUCUGGAGAAGGAGCGCAAGCUGAAGGAAUACAUGCGUGUAAUGGGGCUCAAGUCCUGGCUUCAUUCCACUGCCUGGUUCAUCCACUUCUUUCUCCUGCUGUUAGUGUCUGUCUUCUUUGUUACUCUGCUCCUGUGUAUUCAGGUCAGCGGACAGGGGGCAGUACUUAAACGAAGUGACCCCACUCUAGUUUUUUGCUAUCUGAUGGUCUUUUCAAUCUCCACCAUCUCCUUCAGUUUCAUGAUAAGCAGCUUCUUCUCCAGAGCAAACAUAGCCGCUGCAGCUGGUGGCUUCCUGUAUUUCUUUUCCUACAUCCCCUAUUUCUUCAUCUCACCACGGUACGACAUGAUAACCCACAGCGAGAAGCUGGUUUCCUGUCUGAUCUCCAAUGUUGGCAUGGCCAUGGGAGCUCAACUCAUCGGCAUGUUUGAGGGCAAAGGUACUGGAGCCCAAUGGUCCAAUCUGAUGACACCGGUUAGUGUGGACGACAACUUCACUCUGUGUCAAGUCAUGGGAAUGCUGCUGCUUGAUUCUGUACUCUAUUCCAUUAUUGGGUGGUACGUGGAGACUGUUAUGCCGGGAGACUAUGGAGUUCCCCAGCCUUGGUACUUCUUUAUUCUGCCUUCCUAUUGGUGUGGGACUCCCAGAAACGCAGAGGUGAUUGAAAAGGAGGAUGAUGAAGAGCCAGAAAAGGAGCUAAGAGGGGAAUACCUGGAAGACGAACCAUCAGAUCUGAUCCCUGGAGUUCAUAUUAAACAUUUAACAAAGGCAUUUCGUGUGAAUGGUAAGAAGCGUGUGGCUGUGUGGGAUCUCACACUUAACAUGUAUGAGGGACAGAUAACUGUGUUACUGGGACACAAUGGAGCAGGAAAGAGUACUACAUUGUCCAUGCUCACAGGCCUUUUACCCCCAUCAUCUGGUGAAUGUUACAUUGGUGGCUAUGAGAUCUCAAAAGACACUUCUCUCAUCAGGCGUAAUCUGGGGCUUUGUCCGCAACAUGAUGUGCUGUUUCAGGGACUUACUGUGGAGGAACACCUUUAUUUCUAUGCAGCAUUAAAAGGAUGUCCACGCUGGCGUUGUCCGGAGGAAGUAGAUAAGAUCCUGCAAAUCCUAAGGAUUGAAGAGAAACGCUCAGCUUUGAGUACCCAGCUGUCUGGGGGUACAUGCCGCAAGCUCUCCAUAGGCAUCGCCUUAAUAGGAGGAUCCAAGGUUGUGAUGCUGGAUGAACCCACUUCAGGAAUGGACCCAGCGUCUCGCAGGGACACAUGGGAGCUUCUGCGUCAGCACAAACAUGACCGCACUAUCCUCCUUACGACACACUUCAUGGAUGAAGCAGAUCUGCUGGGAGACAGAAUCGGCAUCCUGGCCCAGGGGCAGCUGCAGUGCUGUGGAUCUUCUCUCUUCCUCAAAAGGAAAUACGGUGCUGGAUACCAUAUGGUGAUGGUGAAGGAGCCAAACUGUGAGGUGGAAGAUAUCACAGAACUUGUUACCAGUUAUGUGCCCAACGCCAUUCUUGAGAGCAAUGCUGGGGCAGAAUUGUCAUACAUCUUACCCAAGGAGAAUACCAACCAGUUUGAACAGCUUUUCUCUGAACUUGAGACCCGUAGAGGUGAAUUGGGUAUUGCUAGUUAUGGAGCUUCUAUUACCACCAUGGAAGAAGUGUUUAUGAGAGUGGGGAAACUAGUGGACUCCAGUCUGGAUAUACAGGCAAUCCAGCUUCCGGCCCUUCAGUACCAGCAUGAGCGUAGGACUAAUGACUGGGCAGCAGAAGAGUCUUGCUCUAUGAGUGACUGCACUGAAGACAGCGGAACCCUUAUUACUGAAGACUGCUCCAGCAUCAAACUUAACGACGGGAUGUACCUCUGGUGUCAGCAGUUUUAUGCUCUGUUCAUGAAGCGUGCUGCCUACAGCUGGAGGAACUGGAAGAUGGUGGUGGGGCAGUUCCUGGUACCAUUGGUAUUCACGACAUUGGCUCUGGUAGUAGCAAAGACAUUCCCUGGACCACAGGAUUCUCCAGCCCUGGAAAUGAGCUUGGCACCUUACGGGUACACAGCAGUGCCAUACUCUGUUCCUCCCAACGCUUCCCUCUUGCUACAGACCCUGGCAGAGACCUUUAAAGAACAGCUUGAUGAACGUUAUGUGGAGUCACAAGAAGUAAUAGGUGACCUUGAUGACUACCUCCUGGCUAAGGCUUCUGAAGAGGGAGCCCUGUUCGCAGAGCACUGUCUCUGUGCUGCAGAGAUCCAGAGUGUUAACUCGCAUGUCCGCAUCAUUGCACGUUUUAACAACCAGGCCUUUCACGCCGUAGCUGCUGCUCUUGCUCUGGUUGAUAAUGCCCUGUUCAGGCUAGUUGCUGGCCCCAACGCCUCACUUUCAGUGACCAACUACCCCCAGCCACGGAACACUACAGAAACUGCACGGGAUCAGUUGCUUGAGGCUCAGACUGGUUUUGCCAUUGCCAUCAACCUGCUCUAUGGAAUGGCCUCUUUGGCCAGCACAUUUUCUCUGCUUCUUGUUGGAGAAAGAGCUAUAAAGUCAAAACAUGUACAGUUUGUUAGUGGAGCUUCUUCCUUCAGCUAUUGGUUGUCCGCCCUGACCUGGGACCUUCUCAACUUCUUAAUCCCAUGUGCUCUGAUGCUGGUGGUAUUUCAGGCCUUCAAAGUCCGGGCGUACACAGAUGACCAUCACCUGGUGGAUGUCAUGAUAAUGUUACUGCUCUAUGGCUGGGCUGUCAUUCCCCUCAUGUACUUGUUUAGCUUCCUAUUCACCUCCACCGCAACCGCAUACACCCGACUUACCAUCUUCAACAUUCUGUCUGGCACAGCCAGCUUCUUAUCGGUCACUAUCAUGAGCAUUCAAGCUCUUGGCAUGGUGGACCUGUCUCAAACCCUGGACCUUGUAUUUUUGGUGCUUCCCAAUUAUUGUCUGGGGCGAGCAUUUAGUAACUUCUACCAAAACUAUCACUUCCUGCAAUUCUGCACUUCCUCUAUACCAACUGAAUUCAUCUGCAAAGUGCUGAACAUCAGCUAUCAAACAAAUUACUACUCUUUCUCUCAACCGGGAGUGGGUCGAUAUUUGACAUCACUGACCGUCCAGGGCCUUACCUUUCUAUGUCUCCUCUUCAUUAUCGAGAGCCGAAUCCUCUGCCAGCUUUGGCAGUUUAGACGUCGUUAUUGGUCAGCACUCCCAGAAUCUCCAGUCUCUCCCCCAGAGGACCGAGAUGUAGCAGACGAGAGGAAGAAGGUGUUGGAGUCUCCUGUAGAGCAAUCGCUCAGCAGCCCUUUAGUAAUCAAGGAGCUCAGUAAGGUGUAUGGUCGGCGUGACUUCAUCCUUGCCGUUGACCGCAUGUCUUUAGCCAUUAGCCGAGGAGAGUGCUUUGGUUUGCUUGGAUUUAAUGGAGCUGGUAAAACCACCACAUUCCGCAUGCUGACUGGGGACGAAACUGUCAGCUCAGGGGAUGCAUAUAUUGACGGAUACAGUAUCCUGCAUAGCAUGAAGAAGGCUCAACAGCGGAUUGGCUAUUGUCCCCAGUUUGACCCCCUGCUGGAGCACAUGACUGGUCGGGAGACUCUGUGCUUGUAUGCUCGUCUGCGUGGUGUCCCUGAGACCUACAUCACCAGCUGCGUGGAGAACAUGCUGCGUGGUUUGCUCCUGGAGGCUUACGCCAAUAAGCUGGUGCGAACAUAUAGUGGUGGAAACAAGAGGAAGCUCAGUGCUGGCAUUGCUCUGAUUGGAGGGCCACCUGUCAUUUUCAUGGAUGAGCCAUCCACUGGAAUGGACCCUGUAGCUCGGAGGUUGCUGUGGGAUGCUGUGACGAGGACACGGGAAAGUGGGAAAGCUGUGAUCAUCACUUCUCAUAGCAUGGAAGAGUGUGAGGCUCUUUGUACACGGCUCGCCAUUAUGGUAAAUGGGCAGCUAAAAUGCCUUGGUAGCCCCCAGCACCUAAAAAGCAAAUUUGGCAGUGGUUAUACAUUGCUUGCCAAGACUUCCAGAGGAAAAGAUGACCUGAAAUCCUUCAAAGAAUUUGUAGAGGCUGUCUUCCCAGGCAGCCUGCUGAAGCAUGAGCACCAAGGUAUGGUUCAUUACCACAUAACAAAUCAGAAGCUGAGUUGGGCUCAGGUAUUUGGGAUCCUUGAAAAGGCCAAGGAGAAGUUUGAUCUGGAAGAUUACUGUGUAAGCCAGAUCACACUGGAGCAAGUCUUCCUGGGCUUCAGCCAUUUCCAGCAGCCACCAGAAGUAGGCACGGUAUAGGAUGACUUUGUUGAAGCACAAAGCUGGAGGUGAUUCAGACAAGCGGAAGAGGCUGGCACAACGCUCCCCUUCUGAUGGCAGGCGCUGUAUUUGAUGCAAGCCGGCUGUCUAAUCCUAACGAUGACAUUAGUUCUGUCCUCAUUUCCUGUGUGUCCGUCCAGGAUCGUCAUCUAUCACCAGUGUGUCCGUCCAGGAUCGUCAUCUAUCACCAGUGUGUCCGUCCAGGAUCGUCAUCUAUCACCAGUGUGUCCGUCCAGGAUCGUUAUCUAUCACCAGUGUGUCCGUCCAGGAUCGUCAUCUAUCACCAGUGUGUCCGUCCAGGAUUGUCAUCUAUCACCAGUGUGUCCGUCCAGGAUCGUCAUCUAUCACCAGUGUGUCCAUCCAGGAUCGUCAUCUAUCACCAGUGUGUCCGUCCAGGAUUGUCAUCUUCACCAGUGUGUCCGUCCAGGAUCGUCAUCU
This is a messenger RNA of Rana temporaria (common frog), 6238 nucleotides long. It is a transcript of the gene ABCA3, whose product is annotated as ATP binding cassette subfamily A member 3. Gene Ontology annotation, molecular function: ABC-type transporter activity; ATP hydrolysis activity; ATP binding. Gene Ontology annotation, biological process: lipid transport; transmembrane transport. The transcript is spliced from 31 exons. The record is from RefSeq and is a predicted model, not a curated record. Gene Ontology annotation, cellular component: intracellular membrane-bounded organelle; membrane. The coding region runs from base 695 to 5779 and encodes 1694 amino acids. NCBI's taxonomy places the organism in Eukaryota, Metazoa, Chordata, Amphibia, Anura, Ranidae.